GCUCCUGGCCUGGUGCAACAGAGAGAAGGUUCCCAGGGUUCAGCUGCGAUGAGAAGCAUCGUGACAUAGGUGAGUUUUCCAGACAUGAGGAGCACCAAGAAAAGCCUCUGGCUCUUGAAGGAGAAAUGCCCCCACAGAUUGCUCUGCAAGAAGACCUGCCAGCUCAGCUCUCAUCUUGGCAGACAGGCUGAUGGAGAAGGACUCAUUCAGGUCAUCCUGCCACUGGUCCUUACUUCCCAGUGUUUUCCUGGGCUACCUCACCCAACAUGAAGACCAGAGGCCUUCAGUGGUCUUUCUCAAAUCCUAUUGCUUUGUGGUUCAGCCAUCUCCAGCUGUGUUUGUGUGAGGCUCUGCUAGCUCCUGAUCCCAGGUCUAACCUCCUGCUCCAAGCAGGGCUAACUUAGGCUGCACAAGGCCUUUCCCAGCUGAUCUGAAAACCUCUGAGGAUGCAGAUUGCAGAAAUUCUCCAGAUAACAUAGGGUAAUAUCUAGGAGGCUGAGCUUGGACCCCUGAAUGGCCCCACUGCCUUGCUUUGGUAAUGAUAUAAAUAAAUGAUAUUGUUGCAAUUUCAAGGCCAGUUCUGAAGAACUGUUUAGCCCUAAUCCCAAAUCGAAGAAUAGUUCCAGCUUUCUCUCAAAGCUAAGUACAUUUGGGGCCUAGGAGUUUGCAUUUGGCCCAUUGUAAAGGGAGCCACAGAGCUGAAGCCAAGGAGACUUGCCUAACCAGGGCUAUAAAUUCUUGCUAUUUGCAGGGACAAUUGACCCAGGAACAUGAGGUUGCAACUUCGUGAUUUUACAUUAAGCUCUUAAGGCACCGUUCCAGCCGUUUUCCUGGCGCUUGCUUUGUGGCAAAACUACAGCUGCUGUGACUGCAUGGGAACCAAUCCAGCUGAAAAAUACCCUGCCCGAGGAAAAAAUCCUUUCAUUUUGCUCACCGUGAUGGGCUGAGGAAGAGAGAGACGCGUGGGAUGGUGGGAUUGCCUCUGUCAGUACCAGUCUCUGCUUAGGGAGGUGGCGAAGCUGCUGCUUUGUGGUGGUAGAACUGGUGAUCCCGUGCACCCUGCACACACAGUUCCUUCGGAGGGGUAUGUGGGGCAGAACAAGAAGGAUUCCUAAAGUCAUGGGUCAGGCUGAUUUCUAAGAGCUGUAAAAGAGAGAGCACAUGCUUUUAUGGCUCCAAACCACUUCUGCUCAUGUGGAAAGGAUUAAAGAUUAAAAACAACCCUGCUAUUCACUUUGCUCCAGAGCUGUUUCGAUCCUGUCUGUCUGCUGCUCCAGAGAAGCUCUGACAGGAGCUAUUAUCUGCGAUCCAAAACUGUGGCUCAUAUCCCCAGGGUAGCUUAUAGGAUCCACCUUCUCUUGCCAGAGAAUGAGGCAUCGCUGGGUACAGGUCAUAGUGGUUUGUAAAUGUUUGCUGCCAGCCUGGCUGUUUUCUUGCAGGACCCUCCAGUUUGCAUCCCUGCUCCAAGUGUGGAGCUGUGGGGCUCAGAGAAGCACUGAUGCCGCACGUGGGGCUUCUUGUAGCUGUGUAGCUGCAAUCAUGGACAGUGCAAACUCAUGCAAGGACAGCCUUGUUACUUGGAAACGCUAGAAAGUUUCCACAUCCUGUUCCUAUCCCAUUGACUGCACCUGAGUGAAUGCCCACUGUUCUCUCCACCAGGAUGUCAGCAGAUCCUGUAGUUUGUUUUCCACUGAAAUGUCUCUUCUUGGGUGUGAAUGCUGUCAUUGCUGAAUGACACCUGCUCCCCAUGGGUCCCUUUGGUUUGCAGGAAAACCCAUUUUUCCCCACAGCUCAGAUGCAGACAGAUGUCUCCUGAGGUCGGGGCCUUAGGGUUUGUGAAACGUUGGCUCUGCUCAGCUGGUGCCAGAGGAGCAGCUUGGGGAGCUCGCUGCUUUCCCAUCGCUUUUCCCCCUGCCAGCAGCAGCAUGUCCAAAGUAAAUCACGAUGUUUUGGAGCAGCUUUGGUUCAGGCUCAGGCUGGCAGCUUCUGUCUCACUGGGAAACAUCUUGAUACAGCAGCUAACGUUCAAAUUAUGGGAGCGCAGCAGGACACCAUCCAGGCAUGGAGGAGAGCCUGCAAGUGCUUGCUGUGCUGCACGCUCUCCAGUGGCCUGCCACGUGUUGCGCAGACUGAAGUUUGCUGAUCCCAAGGCUGUACCCUGCAGUGAAAGCCAGCUGGUGCCUGUCCUUCAGAUCCAGCCCCUCUGGUCAGUACCCCCUUUGCAAGCUUCCCAAAUAAAAUUUAAUGGAGCUUGUUAAAGCUGCUCAGAACGGUGGUGGCUGUGGGAAAGGCUCUUGUAAGAAUGCUUACAUUUCUGUUAUCCUCAUAUUUAGUUUCCUGUAGACUUUUCAGUGCGUACUGAGCCUGAGCUAUGGCUAAGCCAUUCUCCAGGGCUAGUUGAAGUCUCUUGUUUAUUUUCUUGAUGCUUUUCCUAGCAUCUUGUAAAUCAUCUUCUGUCUUUGGCAGUGGUAAAGUGUGAAGCAAGCAGUUUCACCUCUGCAAUAUAUCCAUGUUUUGUUGCAGCAGGAGGAACAGAGCCCAGUUCUUAACUGAAGGUCUCAAGUUGUUUGGGAUCAGCCCAGUGAGAACUGCAGCAGUUUGACUGAUCUACCUUCCAUGCCCCGUAUGCUGUGUUAGAUCUGGAACUUUGCGCAUUGUGGGUCACAGUGCAUUCUCUUUCCAGAGGUGAAUCCUGCAGCUCCCACAGUGUACAGUUGCUCACCGUGGCCCCUUGGAGCAGCCCAUGUGGCUCCUCUGCAGGCACAUGGCCUUGAAGCCGGCCAGAGAAGCUCCUGGCACAUCUUCUUCUUGAAGGUGGGGAUGAGGGAGGAGGAGGCUGCAGUAAUUGAGCUGACAAAACUUUUUGUCUACUGUCUCAGCGGGCUCCAGAGAGGGCUGAGAAGUGCCAAGUUCUCUGCCUGGCCCUGUCCCAUGCGGUGGCCGCCUUCCAACACGGCUCAGGAGCCUCUGCUUGAGGAACUGCCACACUCCCUGUGACAUUGGAACAGCUCAGGUGUCCUGAAGACAAGGCUUUGUCGUCAUCUCUUUGCUAUAUAUCCUUCACCAGACAACCUAAAUGCAAUUUUUGAACGUCAGUUUGUUCAGUAUCAUACAGUGCCAAGGCUAUUAUCCUCAGGGAACAGAUGGAAAAAUGGAGAGAAAGGAGAUGAGGCCACUUCCUGGAGUCCCGAGCACAAGGAUCCUGCACAAACACACCCAGCUCUGCGUAUUCCUUCCAGGAGAGGGCAGGGGAAUACAGCUUAUUGCAGAUCUGCUCCUGAACCACAGCCAGCAUUACUCAUGGCCCAGAUCUUCCUGUAUGUCCUCCAGUCUAUUUUGGUUAUUUGAACGCAGUAGAGCCCCCUCAGAAAUGGGAAGUCGUCUGUAACACAAUACUGCACAACCGACAGAAGAUGGGAAAACCUGAGGCAGGAAAAAUGAGCCUUGGGACAGCCACAGAUGGGAAGGUAAUGUGUGGGCAGAGCCAAACAGCGCUGAGCACAGAGCCGAUGAGCCUUUUGCUCCUUCUCCCACCUUUAUCGGUUCUGUGCAUUACAGCUUGGGAUCAACAUCAGCCUGCAGUUUCUUUUUGACUUGAUAAUGCUGUGCUAUUAUUAUCUCCAGGAAAAUGUUAAAAGGCUCCAGUGCUGAGCUGUGUUUGCCUUUCCUGAUUGGAUCUUUAGCACACAGCCAUGAGACAAAGGACAAUGAAAAGUCCCUUAACCUCACCUCGGCCCUGUGUUUGGCGGGCACAGGAAUGCCACAGAGGCUGUCUGAGCAGGAAAACCAGUCUGACUGAAAUUCCCUCCCGAAAGGUGGCAAAAAGAACAUGGAAAAUCCCCAGGCAGGAUCAAGGGCCAGAGGUGUGAACAGGUUUUAAAAGGACUCCCAGUGAAGAGAUGAACAGGGAAGGAACUGUCUUAACAAUGCACAAAAAGCGUGAGAUGGGGAGAAGACAACUGCAUCUUACAGCAUGGAGCAGGGGUGAGUUUUGCUGCAGUACCAAAUGAAGCCAUCGAGCAGAAGAAAGCUGAUCCAAAGCCAUCGGUGACAGCAGCACGGAUCUCUCUAACCCUAACCUGACAGCCUGCCCCAGGCCAGCAGUCAUUGCACCGGGAGUUGGCAGUCAGAAGUGACCAGAAGUCAUUGCAUUGAUGUAGAUACGUGCAUUUCUUCUGCCGUUAAGCAAAACCUCACAGUGAAUCUGACACCAAGAGCAAAGCUCAGCUGUGUGCCAGUUGCUUUCACUGUCACAGGGCUUCAAGGAAUUGAUCAGAAAAUCAGUUCACAGCUUUAGAGGUGCACAGCACUGUCACUGUCGCAUAUAAAUCUCCACUUUGGUUUAAGCCCAGAAGUGCAUCUAUGGACCCCAGAACCACGGCUGUGGGUUGAGGCCUCACAACAACCUCAGUGUGAUCAUCCUGGGAAAGAAAACUCCUCGGAUAAAAUCUCAGCUCAGAGAAGAUGCUGUAGAGGAUGAAGCUGUGGACAUCCUUCACAAAGGAUGACACCAGACCUGGGCUCCAAGCAACACCGACUUUUGCACUUUUUCUCAUUAUUUUCUGUUGCACAGCAGUGGGUUUGCCCAAGAGUGAAAUUUUUUAUGCUGAAAUUAAACCUCAGAACUCGUGCUGUCGUAUAUUGGGCUGUUUGUUUUCAGCGUGUCCUCUCUCUGUGCCUAGAAUUUAUGCCUGGGCAGAAAAAGCAGACUUUGGAUGUUUGUCCACGGUGUCCUGCUGCCCAGUAGCCUGGUCAGGGCAGGAACGUCUGCAAGACUGCUGAACACCCAGAGGUCCCGUAGGCACCGCAGAUGGACAAGGACUUCCCUGGGGUUUCCCAGCACAACUGAUCCCACGCGUGUGGCAGAGGGCACCUGGACACGUGCAAGAAUGUUGGUGCAUCCAGAACUUGUCACAUAGUGCACAAGCAAGCUCAGGUCAGAGGCUCAUCCUGGAUGCUGGGGACUCAUUUUCCCUGGCACUGCGUGUUGCCUACAUGCAUAUAUAUUUUUUUUUCCCUGGGGAAAUCUUGUAGAAAUACAGAAUCCCUAGUUACAUGUGUGCUUAUUUCCAUUGCAUUUUGCUUCCCAAUGAUUGCUAUUACCUAGCAUUAAAUGGAUCUGAUGCUCCGCAGGGUUUGCAGUGUGGCUGAAGUUACUCAUCCCAUGAAGCAAAGGAAAGGCGGAUGGACAUCUCAUCUCAACAGCUGCACACAUCUGGGUCUUCCAGAGCCUUCUGCACACUUCAGCCUUUGUGUAAUAGCAGAAUACAGCCAGCCCUGCAUGGUGCUGGUAGGGAAACUGAAAGGAUUUGGCCUCGUGAAGUGAAAGCAGCUCAAAAAGGCUCUCACCUGAACCUUCGCUGCGUGGUAUAUGCUGCUGGGAUACCUGUAGGAGCUCGCCCAGGAAUGGUGGAUCACCUGGUGCCUACUGAUGAAUCCUUUGCAUCUACAAGGUCUUCUCUGGGAUACUUUAGGGACAUGACAGCAGGGGUGAGGUCCUACCAAAUGCUGCCCUCUCCUCUGUCAGAAGAUGACAGCGACUCGUCCAGCUUUUGUUCUUGUUCCAGCCCGGAAUCCCAGGUUCUCAGCUCCAGCUAUGGAAGCACAUCCAGUGCGGAGAGUCAGGACAGCAUCUUAGACUACUUGCUGUCCCAGGCAUCUUUGGGGAACACCGCUGCGUCAUGGUGGGACAAAAGGAGACUUCAGCCCAUAGUGAAAGAGGAGUAUUUUAGGUUGCCUGAAUUCGCUGUGGAUAUGGAAGAUUCUGGACCAUUUCAGCCCACGCUUGAGGAAAUUGAGGAAUUUCUGGAAGAAAACAUGGAGCUGGAGCUCAAAGAAAGACCUAAAAGUGAGACCAAGGACUUGAGAGCUUGCAGCCAAGUUUCUGUUGCUUCGCUACAGCAAAAAGACCAUAUGUUACCCAAUGCUACUUUAAAAGAGAGUAAAAAUGAACAGUUGAGCAGCUCGACGGAAGGUGGCCAAGCUUCAAAUGGAGGAGUGUCCCUGGAGAAUGGCAUACCGGUUAUGCUCCAAAUUCAGCCUGUACAGAUCAAACAGGAGUCCAGCACGAGCCCUAGUUCCCAAGGACCAGCACAGGAGAACAUUAAAAUUGCACAGCUCCUAGUCAACAUCCAAGGACAGACAUUUGCCCUUGUGCCCCAGAUAGUUCAGUCAUCCAAUUUGAACUUGCCCUCUAAAUUUGUCCGCAUUGCUCCUGUCCCCAUCGCUGCCAAGCCGAUUGGGCCAGGAGGCAUGAUCCAGGGUCAGACGGGAAUCAUCAUGGGUCAGAAAUUUCAAAAGAACCCUGCAGCAGAACUCAUUAAAAUGCACAAAUGUUCUUUCCCUGGUUGUACCAAGAUGUACACGAAAAGCAGCCAUUUGAAAGCCCACCUGAGGAGGCAUACGGGAGAAAAGCCGUUUGCUUGCACGUGGCCAGGUUGCGGAUGGAGGUUCUCCAGGUCGGAUGAGCUGUCUCGGCACCGGCGCUCCCACUCGGGGGUGAAACCCUAUCAGUGUCCCGUCUGCGAGAAGAAAUUUGCCCGAAGCGACCACUUGUCCAAACACGUCAAGGUGCAUCGGUUCCCGCGAAGCAGCCGCUCUGUGCGCUCCGUGAACUGACUGCUCCCACCUCCCCUCCCGCAGCCGUCCCACAGCAGCCGAUGACAGCACUUUGCUCACUAUAUUUCUAGUGAUAAUUUAUUUGUCUUCACAGAACAGUCAAUGCUGUUACUUGAUACCACCGUGUCCGAGUAUCCCGUGUCCUUUAAAGAUGAUUUGAGAAUGAAGUUAUUUUGGGGUCAGGGGAGGGGGAUGUUUCUUCCUUUUUUUUUUUUUUUUCCCCUUUUUUUUAAGGAUGCUUUUUUCCCUUUCUUUCUAUCUUUCCCUCCUUUGCUGCUGCUUCUUUUGGAAAUUACAGUGUUUUAUUUUUAGCUGUUUUCUGCUGCACAGGAAAAUGUAAGAGUUGCUUGCUGCUAGUUAAUUAUAGCCCUGGCAUUCCUGAGGGCUUUGCUCAUGUACAGGCCAUUCAUUGUGAGUUUUUAUUAAGCUGCUCUAUUUGUCCAGUUUGGAAACAGCAAAUUCCUUUUGAAAUGAAAACAACUCCUUUGUUUUUGGGUUGCCUGAGCCAAGGAUUUGUAGGGGCCGGCCAUAGGAGGAGGAACAGUGGGAGUCAGGGAGAGGGGGAGGCGAGGCAUGCGGGUGCUGGAACGUGCCUCCGCACCACUCUCAUUUCUCCAGCUCGCUUUUACCUUUUCCUUGGUUAGGGCUAUACAUAAAUAUUUAUGUAUAUAUAUUCAUACAUGCAUAUAUAUAUAUAUAUAUAUAUAUUUAAGCUAUGAUGUACCCCAAACAAACCCAAAGCUCAGGCUGGAUGGAAUGGCUUGGCGCAGAGGCCUUUUGGUGUGACUCACUGCAUCCCAUGCGCAUGCUUUUCCUGUCCUGUGCUACCAUUGAGGGUGAAAGGAUGCCCACGAGUCGAAGGAAACUCUGCUUUCCUUUGCCUUGAAGCAUCCACCACCUUUAGCAGAAAAGCUGUUGUCUAAUAUGUAAGGCAACAGGAGGCUGCUUGCAAACGACUGUGCUCUGCACCUGGCGAGCACUGAGCACUCACUGCCCGCUCAGCUUGAUGCCUCGCUGGCUGGAGGUGAGGCUCCAUUUCCCCAUCUGUCCAUCUGUCUGGGUGUCCCGGUUCCCAGCAGUGGGUGCCAACCUGGUGAGACAGUACCAGGAGAUCUUCUGUCCCAGGGUGAGCUUCAGCGCUGAACUUUUCCUUACCAACAGCCAUGUCAGAGCUCCACGCAGCUGGGGUGGGCGAAUGGGUGAGAACAGCCAAAAGAAAUCAAUUUGUGUGGUAGCUGGCUAAGAAGGGAAUUUAAGCAAAUGAUCAGAUGGUAGCAGGCAAGUGAUUGUGUUUCUUCUUGUUUCAUUUUUCCUCUUGAACUCUGGCGAUUGUAAGAAGCUGUAGAAGAAAAUAGAAUUCAGUAAUUAGGAGCGAUUUUAUAAUGGAUGUUGCAUUUCCUUUCCAUUCGCAGACAGCAUCUGUUUGUCUUUUUGUUGGCAAAAUGGGAAAUAGAAAGCUGCAAUCAUAGCGCCAGGCAGAGCAGCAGCCCGCGCUGUGCAGGAACAGCAGGUCUAGCAAAGGCGAAUGCAUUCCUUUUGUCCUCUAGAAAUUAAUAUAAAUGAACUAUCAUCUAUUGACUGGUUUAUAUCACAUCCUAUGAAUGUAUGUAAAUAAAACUGUACAUAGAUGCAUAUCUAUAUAAAAUAUCUUUUAAUAACAUAUCAAAAUUUGUGUAAAUUGGAAACAAAAAUACCUAUAAAGCCAGUGUACAUAAGUUACAAUUCUGUAUAUUUUCUUUUGUUCUUCAUAAAAAAAUACUUUGACAAUAAAAAUGAAAAUGGAAAUUUUAAA
This is a messenger RNA of Gallus gallus (chicken), 8410 nucleotides long. It is a transcript of the gene KLF15, whose product is annotated as Kruppel like factor 15. Gene Ontology annotation, biological process: regulation of transcription by RNA polymerase II. The transcript is spliced from 9 exons. The record is from RefSeq and is a predicted model, not a curated record. Gene Ontology annotation, molecular function: DNA-binding transcription factor activity, RNA polymerase II-specific; RNA polymerase II cis-regulatory region sequence-specific DNA binding. Bases 5185 to 6618 code for a protein of 477 amino acids. Lineage: Eukaryota; Metazoa; Chordata; Aves; Galliformes; Phasianidae.